Molecule: messenger RNA, 1474 nt
Organism: Spodoptera litura
Lineage: Eukaryota; Metazoa; Arthropoda; Insecta; Lepidoptera; Noctuidae
Product: iron-sulfur cluster assembly factor IBA57, mitochondrial
Biological process (GO): iron-sulfur cluster assembly
Cellular component (GO): mitochondrial matrix
Molecular function (GO): protein binding
Source: RefSeq, a predicted model, not a curated record
UUGGCAGUUGCUGUCACCCGCACUUCAAGAGUUAAAGAAUUGAUUAUUUAGUAUUUGUUAUUGUUUUUGAUAACAUAGCACCUGAUAGAAGUGACAUUCUAGUAAGAAAGCUGAAGAAAAGUAAAAAUAAAGACACGUCACAAAUCUGAAAAAUAUACACAAACGUCAGUUGUCAUUGUCAUCCCUGGAAAAAAAAACAUAAAAGUAUGUGAAAAUUUCCUCUGAAUAUCUGAUACCAGUGUAACUUUAGAUCAAUUUAAAUUAAUAGAGGUUAUUGAAAUAAUUUCAUCAUGAUUACGAGCCAGUUAAAUAGAUUUACGUUUCGGAACCAAUGGUCUAGAAAUUUCUUUAGGUCUUCAUCGACGUCUGAGGAUUCAUCAAAAGUGUUAUAUCCAUUAAAAAACCGGAGCUUAAUAAAAGUAAGCGGAUCACAAGCCUCACAAUUCCUUCAAGGCCUUAUCACGAAUGACAUGAAGCAUUUUGAAGAAGGUGCACAAUCAAUGUAUGCUAUGUUUUUAAAUAACAAGGGCAGAAUUUUAUAUGAUACCUUAUUACAUAAAUGGGGAGGCGACAACACAUUCUUGAUAGAAUGUGACAAAAAUGUUAAUCGAUUAUUACAAAGACAUCUAAAUAUUUACAAACUAAAGAAAGAUAUCAAAAUAUCAGAUGCAAGUCAACUAUUAACCUUAUGGGCAUUGAUAACACCAUUAGAUAUUGAAGAAAUAUGUAAAACUGAUAUUCUAAACAGUAUUAGUGUAUACAGAGAUCCACGUCUUGCUGACCUUGGAUUUAGAGUGAUAACUACUUCAGAUAUUGGUAAUUUCGAUUUGCACUCUGCUAUUGGUAAAGACACAGUAAUUAAACACACUGAUGAAGACUAUCAUAAUUUGAGGUAUAAACUGGGUGUAAGCGAGGGGGCAGAUGAUCUAUUCCCCGGAACUGCUUUUCCUCUUGAAUCUAACUGUGACUACCUCCAUGGAAUAAGUUUUCACAAAGGCUGUUACAUUGGUCAAGAAUUAACAGCACGCAUUCACCACACAGGUGUUGUCAGGAAAAGACUAAUGCCUUUACAAUUCUUGGACUGCACAGAUUGUCAAUCAGUUGAAAGAGAUGCUCCAAUCUAUGCCAGUGUCGAUCCUGGAAGAAUUCAAAUAGGAAAGUUAAAAAAUAAAUCAUGUGAUUAUGGAAUAGGAUUAGUUAAAAUAAAGGAAGCACUUGAAUCUAAGGACUUGUUUGUUGGGACAACACCUGUUGACAUUGUGCGGCCACAUUGGUGGCCAAUAGAGGCUCCUAAAGAAAAGCAUAGUAUGUUUAAAUCUGAAUAUGAGGCAGAAGAUUCAAAUUAAAGAAAAUAAACAAUGUCUUGUGAGCUUAUGUUAAUCUUUUCACUAUGGAAGUGUCUGCACCAAAGGAAGAGCAAACAGUCUAUGAUUUCAAGUGUAUAUUGUGUGGAAUUGAUGAAAAACCACAUUAC